AUGCCGCACCGUACGACUUUGAGUGCCGAUGAGCUGGAACGCAUGAGGGCGAGUGUGUCGCCCCCAGUGCAAAGCGACCGCGAGGCGAGACGUCAGGCUAUCAAGCUCAAAUCCGAGCAACGCACGGCCACGUGGCCGAACACGCUCGAGGCCAUGCGCAAGAAGAAGGAUCGCUGGAAAAAGGACAAAGAGGAACGCCUGGAGGAGGAGCGCAAGAAGAUCGACGAGGAGGAGAUGCGGCUUCAGCGCGAGGCGCAGACCAAGCAGAUCGAGCGUGCCAAUCGGCUCCUCUAUGAACAGACCGACCGGAUGAAAACUCUGCGGAGUAAGCAACUUCUGGCCGAUGUGGUUCAUCACCGCACGCUUCAGCUGGAGGAGAAGCAAAUGCUCAAAGAUCAAGACGAUUUGACAAAUUAUCUGUACGACCGGCAGGUACUUGCCAAGGUUCUCGAGGGCGAGGAAGAAGAGCGACGUCUAAGAAAGAAGCGCCAGGAAGAAAACGCGAGACUAGCAGCCAUCCAAAAGGGACAGCUCGAGGAGUACAAGCAGCGCUACAUCAGUGAGCUUCGAGAGGAAAAAAUGGACGGCGAGCGGAUGAAGCAGCAAGCGGAGCAGGAAUACCUGGACGAGAUGGAGAGAGAGCGUCAGCGGAAACUGCGUCUGAAGCAGGCGAGCGAGGACGCGCAGCUAGCAAAUCAAAGAUUGCGCGCUCACCGGGAGAUGCUGAAGGAGAAAGAGCGUCUUGAGGACGUGAAGCGCGAGGAGGAAGAGCGCAAGAAACAGCUACGCGACGCCAAGCGUAUGGACCUCCAGCGGCAGAAGAAAGAGAACGCGCAGGCCCGCAAGCAGCGCAUGAUCGACCUGGCCACGAAUAAUCUGGUGAAACUGGAGCAAAAGAACGAGGAGCGUCUGCAGAACCAGAGCAAGGAAGUGCGCGCGAAGGAGGACAAGGAGCUCAAAGAGCGCGCCGACCGCCGUGCUGUCGAGAAGGAAGCGAUUGCGCGUAGCCGGCGCCACCAGCUCGAGUGCAAGCAGCGUGAAAAGGAGCAAGCAGCCGAAGAAGCCCUCGAGUCGGUCAUUCAGUGGGAGCAGUUCGGUAGACGGAUCGAGAUGCAGGUCAAGCAGGAGGAGCAGGGGCAGCGUCUGGAAGAUCUGCGCCUCGCGGUGGAGCAGAAGCAGCAAGCGGAUGCAAGGCGCAAGACGAUAUCGAACGAGCGAGCUUCCAGACUGCAGGAUGAUCAUGAGACUCGGCGUGCGUUGGAGUACGAGAACGAGCGCUUCAAGGUGGUGGCCCAGCAGGCCCUCGACGAGGCCCGCGAGCGCGGCUUGACCAAUGUGUUCCCCAUCCAGAAGGCGCUGGCGGAGAAGCGCAUCGACCUGCUGCACGCAUCAGGCUUCCGCGUCUAG
This is a messenger RNA of Phytophthora sojae, 1407 nucleotides long. RefSeq lists its product as hypothetical. Lineage: Eukaryota; Oomycota; Peronosporomycetes; Peronosporales; Peronosporaceae. The transcript is spliced from 3 exons. The record is from RefSeq and is a predicted model, not a curated record. The coding region runs from base 1 to 1407 and encodes 468 amino acids.